GGAGCCCAAACCCAAGCCUGGGCCUGUUUACAAUGGGUUUCCCGGACUUGGGAAUUCGCGCGUUCCGGGUCCAUAAACUCCCCCUCCUACUAUCUGGUCUGGCUCACCAACUGCCAACCACCACCACCGCCAUCCUCAACCCCCACCCACCGCCCAACCUCAACUCCACCAAAUCCUUCUCCUAAUCUCUCUCACACCCAACACAACACCACUCCAAUCAAUGGCGGCGACACCACCCUCCUCAACCCCAGCACCACCAUCACCGCCAACAUCACCAUCACCGCAGCCACAAGACCAAGACCAAGACCAAAACCACGAACCCUCCUCCUCCCCAUCACCAACACCAACACCCUCAAACCCAGAGUCCCCAAAACCACUCCAAUCCAUCUCUCCUCCAAAGAAAAUCCAGCCCUUGCCUUGGACCCACCCAGAGACAGUCAAUCUCAUCCAAGCCUACCAGGAAAAAUGGUACUCCCUCAAGCGCGGUCAGCUCAAGUCCAACCAAUGGGAAGAAGUCGCCAUCACCGUCGCAGCCCGCUGCGGCUACGACGAACCCUCCAAAUCCGCCAUCCAGUGCCGCCACAAGCUCGAGAAACUCCGCAAGCGAUUCCGCGCUGAGAAACAGAAACCCUACCCUCACGCUUGGGAGUACUUCGACCUCAUGGACUCCAUGGAACGAGGUCCUCUCCCUAUCUCCGCUCGCCCCAUGGCCAUGGUUCAAUUCCACAAAUCCAAUCCCAACGACGAAGAAGACGAUGACAAUGAUAACGAUGAGGAAGUGGUUAAUGAAACUAAUUGUAUCGAUACAAGCAAGAGAAAUAAGUCUAAGAGCAUUAAUCACCUUGUUAAUGCGCCUUCAAUUGAUUGGAAAUUGAGGAGUGGUAGUGAUAGGGUUUCGGUGAUUCGGAGGCCAUGUGAGAGGUUUGAGGAGGAAGAAGAAGAGGAGGAAGGAGAGGACGAGGAGGACGAGGAGGAUGUGGUGGUGGUGGGAGGAGGAGGGAGGGAAACGGUGGUGGAAUUGGCAGCGGAGAUAAAGGCAUUUGCGGAGAGGCUUGUUAAGAUGGAGAGUAAGAAGAUGGAGAUGAUGAGGGAAACCGAGAGGUACCGAAUGGAGAUGGAGAAUAAGAGAAUAGAGAUGAUACUCGAUUCCCAGCGCAAGAUUGUUGAUACCAUUGGUAGGGCUUUUGGCUCUCAUAAUAAGAAGUUAAAGAUGGCUCAAGAUUUUUGAAGAAGUUUAAAGACAAUAAAGGAACACAGAUGUUCAACAACAACACAAAGCCUUUGAUACUCCACACGCACCAUAUCAGCCACUGCUUGGCUUCUAACAGCAUCUGGGGGGUCCUCCAUCACAACUAGCUGGUCUUGUUGGUCCGCUUUCAUCUUGGUAAGGAUAUCUGCACUUUGGUUGCCCUCUCUCAUGAUAUGGCAGAUUGAACAUCUACACCUCUGAAUGAUGUGCCUUGAAUCUUCCACAAUGCUACGUAAAGGAAACCCUUUCGGGGAGCCUUCAGUCAAUAGUUCCUCUUCCACAAUGCUACUGUGGUUAGGCAUUAAUGUUUCAACUGUUGCUGCUUCUACUUAUUUCUGAUCUCACCAUACACUUACCUGGGACCUCACCUACGCAAGGAUUGUAUCAUCUUGUUAGCAGGGAUCCCUUCCUUGAAAAAUUGAAUAGCAGAAGUCUGUUAAGUUGAAUGUAAUUUUAACCCCCCCUUUUUUUUUUCUUUUUUUCCAGAUGCUAUGUAUCCAAUGUUUUAAAUUCCUUUAAAAUGCUUCUCCAACUUCGUGUUCCCACUAACAUUUCAGAAAGGUACUUUUUCUUGAGAGCCACAGACAAUGUGAUGUAGAUUCCUUACUUUCU
This is a messenger RNA of Camellia sinensis, 1861 nucleotides long. RefSeq names its product Homeodomain-like superfamily protein. The record is from RefSeq and is a predicted model, not a curated record. Lineage: Eukaryota; Viridiplantae; Streptophyta; Magnoliopsida; Ericales; Theaceae.